Molecule: messenger RNA, 897 nt
Organism: Monodelphis domestica (gray short-tailed opossum)
Lineage: Eukaryota; Metazoa; Chordata; Mammalia; Didelphimorphia; Didelphidae
Product: vomeronasal 1 receptor monDomV1R1201
Biological process (GO): G protein-coupled receptor signaling pathway
Cellular component (GO): membrane
Molecular function (GO): pheromone receptor activity
Source: RefSeq, marked provisional
AUGUUUUUUAGUGAAGAAAUCCUUGGAAUUGUUUUUAUUAUCCAGAUGGUUAUUGGAAUCAUAGGGAAUUUACUCCUCCUUUACAUAUUCAUUUUUUCACGAGGUUAUAAGGGAAAGCCAAUAGACUUGAUUCUCAUUCAUUUGUCCAUUAUCAAUAUCUUAUUGCUCCUUUUUAAGGGAAUCUCUCGGACAUUGACACUUUUUGGAAUAGUGAAUUUCCUUAAUGAUAUUGGUUGCAAAAUUAUGGUUUAUUUGGAUAGAGUGUUUUGGGUCCUUUCCUUCAUUAAUGUGUCUCUCUUAAGUAGUUUUCAGGCCAUCACCAUCAGUUCAAAUAGUUCUGUGUGUGUAAUGCUCAAAGCAAAGGCUAUGAAGUACACUGUACUUUCCUUUAUCCUCUGUUGGAUUCUCACUUUACUGACAGAAGCAGUUAUUCCCAUAUAUAUCACUACACUGAUAAAUAGUUCAAGUUUUAUGAACAACUGGAACUGGGGCUACUGUGUUUUCAGUAGUCAAGUCACUAACACCUUUAACAUUAUACUCUGGAAGGCCUUUCAUUAUGCUGCAUGGUAUGGACUCACAAUAUGUAAUUCUAUAUAUAUCAUAUUUAUCAUGCAAAGUCAUCACAAAAGAGUACUGCACAUUCAUAGCACCAGGUUCUUCCAUAGUAUUUCCCCUGAAAUAAAAGCCACCAGGACUGUCAUGAUUCUUGUGAGCAGUUUCAUCUUCUUCCAUUUAGUCAGUUUCAUCUGUUUUUUAAUAACAAUGCCUUCUUCUAGAUUAACUAGUGACUGGAUGAUGCAUAUAUCUGCCUUUAUGACAGGGUGUUUUCCAACUUUCUGCCCCUUUGUGCUGAUCAGCAGUAUCAGCAAGGUCUCUAGAACCCAUUUUUCUGAAUAG